Molecule: messenger RNA, 5443 nt
Organism: Daphnia pulicaria
Lineage: Eukaryota; Metazoa; Arthropoda; Branchiopoda; Diplostraca; Daphniidae
Product: serine/threonine-protein phosphatase 6 regulatory ankyrin repeat subunit B-like
Exons: 2
Coding region: 20-5434 (1804 amino acids)
Cellular component (GO): cytoplasm; nucleus
Molecular function (GO): protein binding
Source: RefSeq, a predicted model, not a curated record
UCAAAAAGUUGAACUAAUCAUGGAGAACGUGGAAAACUUCAUUAAAAGCAUUCCAGGUAUGGGGCAAUAUUUCGGUGGAUAUUUUGGUGGCGAGUCGCAGCAAAAAUUGCUCUUCGUGCCCGAUGCUGAUAACAACCCUGAUACGGAUUACGAAAUAACGGAACCUGCGCUCUUUCGAUUCUUACUCAACGAAGAAACUACGGAACAAUGCAAAGAGGUUCAAGCUGUAUUACCCGACAUGCUGAACGUUUUAAAAGACAUAAAAAAAGAGUCGAAAAUCACCGAGUUCGAAGCCCACCAAAGCAGCAUAGACAUGAUGAAAGAUUUCAAAGGAGCCUUUCACGUUUUCAUCCUCUUCAAAACGACAAGUGAAACAGAUGGAGUCUACUGGUGGUCCCUCGAAAAAAACCGGGACUACAUCGUCUUGCAACGAUCCCGUAACAAAGAUGACGUCAAGAACCAGUGUUAUGGAGAAACGCGAAGAAAAGUGAAACCCAUUGUCGAAAAGUUGGCGGGAAAAGGUAGGAUUGACGAUCUUUUUGCAAUGCUUUGGGUCAAUCAGAUGAUUCCGGAAGAGUACCACAUUAGGAAAUCCAACUGUCAGUCCUUUGUCACUUUCGUCAGCAAACGAAUAACUGAAGAAGAAUACGAAUACAAGGGGUAUUUCGAAUACUUUCCUCCCGAAAACGACCGCAACGUCAAAAUGUUGGAUUUAUUAAAAAUCUUGACGAUAGAAUCCCAUCCGCUAUUGAGUCUUAUCAAUUAUGAAAAUACCGAUCUUCUCGACAAGGUAAUAAAGAGUGGGAAAUACGUCAUCGAUGCCCUUCACAGCGGAAUUACUCCGCUCCACUUUGCGAUUGCCAUGUCAAAAACCAAAGUGGUAGAAUAUCUUCUACAAAACCAAAAUGCCGAUCCCACAACGCGCGGCCAAUACGGAGGAAGUGCACUACAAAUGGCGGCCUUGUUCACUACGAAAACGGAGAUCAUCGAUUUGAUUCUAGCUCACCCCAAGGUCAAGCUUGACGAUGUAGACGAAAACGGAGACACGGCUCUUCAUGCUGCCGCUGAUUCAUCCAACGUCAUUGCCGUCAAACACUUGAUAAACAAAGGAGCCCAUCCCAACAUAUUAGACGUAGACGGUCUGUCUCCUCUUCAUGUGGCAGCCAGGAACAGAAACGGUAACCCUAUCAUCGAUCUCCUCCUGGAAGCUCAAAAAGUCAAAGGCAUGGGCGGCGGUGUGGACGAUGCCAAUGAAAAAGGAAUGACGGCCCUUCAUUACGCCGCCUUCGAAUCCAAUGAAAUCACGGCCGAGCAUUUGAUCCAAAAGGGCGCCGAUCCCAAUAAUCCAGACAAAGGUGGUAUUACUCCACUUCACUAUGCUGCACUCGGUGCAAAGGACAUGAACAUCAUCGACUUAUUAUUGCUGAACAUAAAAGAUGAAGAGAUCGGCCAGUACAACAACAACCAAAUACUUUUCUUUGGCGCCAAGACUAACAAGCACGGACUGCAGGCGAAAAUAGUUGCUCGGCUGGCGGAAAAAGGCAUAGCUACAGAAGACGAACCUGAAAAUAGGACUGGCAACUUUUACAAGGUGUUUGAAGAAUUGGACGAGGCAACAGGAGCUGUGACUCGCCGAUUCGCAAAGGAAGACGAAGACGCUGCCGAUCCUUCAACAAUGAACUUUGCCCAACUGUAUGGAUGUUGGAUAGCAGGAGCAAAGACUUUACAAGAAGUGGAGGAAAUCCUGAAAGAAAGAAACUACAAUAUCAAUGACCGCGAUCAAAACGGGGAAACUGCUCUUCACUUGACAUGCAAAGCCGCAAACGUGGACAUUGCUCGCUACUUGCUGGAAAAUGGAGCCGAUCCAACGGCACGCGACAACGACGGCCUCACUCCACUUCACAUAGCGGCGGCAUACAUUUCAGAUUCUGACAUUUUCGAUUUACUACUUGUGGCAAAUCGAAAUGUCGACAUUGACGCAAGUGACGAAUCUGGAAUGACUGCCCUUCAUUUCGCAACGGCGACAUCCAACGUGACUUGUGCUCGCUUCCUCUUAUCAAACGGAGCCAAUCCCAACACUCGAAAUCAAAAUGGAUCCACUCCACUUCAUUUUGCUGCUAUGUUCGCCAAAGACAUGGACAUUGUCGAAUUACUCGUCAAUCACAAAGACGUGGAUGCUGUCAACUGCUUGGACAAUAGUGAACUAAACGCGCUAAUGCAUUGCGCAACAUUCAACGAGAACGGCCACGGCGAAAGAAUUGUUAAUCUUUUGAGAGAGAAACGUGCCUCGGCGGAAGAAAGAAACAUCUUGAACGGAUCGCUCAUAAUCUGGGACGGUGACCAGCCGGAUCGUGAAGACGUGCAACACUUUUACCUCUCUCACAGGGAGAGGAUGCUGGGGAGUCGGGAAAAAGAAGGUCAAAGUGUGGAUUACGUAGACUUCUUCAACGACGACAAAGUGAAAAUCGAGGACAAAAUCGAGAAAAUGUUUCUAAUUCGUCUAGAUAACGCAAUGGCAAAUUCGGACGUGGGAAAGGUUCGCCACCUGAUAGAAAUGGGAGCAGAGCUCAGCAAAGCGACUUGGGGAGGAGGAAGGAAUGCCCUUCAUGCGGCAUCAAAAUACGUGACCAAAACGGAACUACUCGACGUCAUUCUGGCAACCGGAAUAUUCGAUGUCAACAGUCGCGACGAAAAUGGACACACUGCUCUUCGUUUUGCCGUAGACGCCAACAGCGUAGAGAAUGUUCGCCACUUACUGGAACAAGGAGCCGAUCCCACCAUUAGCGACAACGACGGCUUCACUCCAUUUCAUAUGGCAGCGGCAUUCAAUAAAGAUUCCGAGAUUCUCAUUUUACUCAGCCUGGCAACUGAUGGCAAUACAUUUGAGAUGGACGAAAGAAACAAAUUUGGAUUGACUGCCCUCCACCUGGCUACUUAUGCAUCCAACGUGACUGCCGCUCGCCUCCUCUUAUCAAACGGAGCCGACCCCAACGUCACUGACAAAAACGGAGCUACUCCACUCCAUGUGGCUGCCAUUUUUGCUAAAGACAUGCAAGUCGUCGAGUUACUCGUGAAUCAUCCCGACGUCGAUGUCAACUGCUUGGACAACUGGGGAAGAAAUGCGCUAGAUCACGCAAGAAAAAACACGAACGGACAGAGUGACAAAAUUUCAGAAUUGUUGAAAGAAAAAGGCGCAGUGGAAACAGAAGUAGAAAACAAGCCGGAGAAAGUAGAGAAGGCAGCAUUGGCUCUAAGGAACGCCAUCACCGAUUCGGAGGUCGAAACGAUUCGCAACUUGUUAACAACAGCACAAGGAUUAGAUAUUAUUAGCGCUGUGAUCUGGGGAGAAGAAGGAAUGAAUGCACUUCACUUGGCAUCACGUCAUGCAAAGACGACGGAUGUCAUCGACGUCGUUCUCGAAACUGGGAAAUUCGACAUCAACGGAGUCGACAACGAUGGAAAAACACCUCUCCACUACGCAGUCGAGGGAUCUGAUCGUGCAAUUAUUGUUCCUCACCUGAUUGAAAAGGGAGCCGAUCCCAACAUUGGUGAAAAAGGAGGAAUAACUCCAGUUCAUGUGGCAGCAGCGUUGAAUAGAGACUUGGAUAUUCUCGAUCGUCUAGUCUCAGCAUAUGAAAAUGUCAAUGUAAAUCAAUGUGAUUGUGAUGGUUUAACUGCCCUACAUUCGGCCGCCCUAGCAUCCAACGUGACAGCCGCUCGCAUUCUCUUAUCGAAAGGAGCUAACCCCAACGCUGCUCUUCAAAAUGGAGUCACUCCACUUCAUUUGGCGGCCAAGUUUGCCAAAGACAUUGACAUCGUUGAGUUACUCCUCAAUCAUGAGGACACAAAUGUCAACUACUCGGACAACAUUGGACGCAAGGCGCUAGAUUACGCAACGAUCAACGAGAGCGGGCUCGGUGAAAGAAUUGUCAAUCUGUUGAAAGAAAAAGACGCCGUGGACGAGGCAGGAAUAGAAAACAAAUCGGAAAACAUUGUAGCAUUGGUAUUUAACGCAAUCAAAAAUUCGAACGUGGAAACGACUCGUAACUUGAUAGAAAAUGGAUAUGAUAUCAGCACUGCGACUUGGGAAGAAGGAAUGAAUGCACUUCACUUGGCAUCAUAUUACGCAGAGACGACCGAUCUCAUCGACGUCGUUCUUGAAACACGGAAAUUCGACAUCAACGGAGGCGACAACAGUGGAAGGACACCUCUCCAUUACGCAAUCAAUGGGACGAGCCAUGCAAUCAUUGCAUGGGUUCAAAGGAGAACGGACCCCAACAUUUUUGACACUAAGAAUGAUGCAAGGACUUCAAUCCAUCACAUUACGGCAAAUAACGAGACCGACAUGGAUUUCAUUCGGGAAAUAAAUGCCAACAGAAAUGUUAUUGUUGGUUAUUUGAUGGGAAAAGGAGCUGAUCCCACUAUACGCGACAACCAUGGCAUCACUGCACUUCACGUGGCAGCGACAGGCAUUACGAAUACCGAUAUUCUUGAUUCACUUCUGGCAAACGGAAAAUUAGAUGUAAACGACAGCAGCAAAUCUGGAUUGACUGCCCUCCAUAUGGCAGUUGCAGAACAUAACGUGACUGCCACUCGCUUCCUCUUAUCGAAUGGAGCCAACCCCAACGCUGCCGAAGAAAAUGGACUCACUCCACUCCAUGUGGCGGCCAAUUAUGCAAGGGACAUGGACAUUAUCGAACUACUCCUUAAUCACAAAGACGUAAAUGUCAACUAUUUGAACAAUAGAGGACAAAAUGCACUACACUGCGCAAGAAACAAUUUUCACGGGCUCGGCGAAGCCAUUACCAAUUUGUUGAGGGAAAAAAUGGCCGGGAAGGCAGAAGGAAACAACCACGAACCGGAGAACAUUACUGCAUUGGUACCACCAGGUCGCAUCAAAGAAGAUUCGGACAUAAAGACGAUUCGUUUCUUGAUUGAAAGUGGACAAGAUAUUAGCGCGAUGACGUGGGGAGAAAACGGAUCGAACGCACUUCAUCUGGCGGCAGCUAAUGCAAAGACGACCGAUGUCAUCGACGUCAUUUUGGAAACGGGAGAAUUCGACAUCAACGGAGGUGACAACGAUGGAAGAACACCUCUCCAUUACGCAAUUAAGAGACCCGACCCUGUUACAAUCAACGCUCGACGUCUGAUUAAACUGGGAGCCAAUCCCGGCAUCGCUGACAAGAACAGAGUCACCCCUCUUCACAUGGCCGCAAGGAAUGCAGAAUCGAUGGAUCUCAUCGAACUACUCCUCAAUACAGAAGCGGUGGACGUGAAUUGUGUCGACAAACAAGGACGGACUCCUCUCGAUUGUGCUCGGGCCAACAAACACGGACUAGGUGAGAAGAUUAUCGCUCGUCUGACCGAAUAUGACCAAAAGGAAUGCAGGAGCACCGCCCAUAAUCCGGAGAUGAGCGGAGGUGAGCGGAGGUGAGCGGAGGAC